This is a messenger RNA of Lolium rigidum, 1497 nucleotides long. Its product is annotated as tyrosine-specific transport system. Bases 79 to 1497 code for a protein of 472 amino acids. The transcript has 14 exons. The record is from RefSeq and is a predicted model, not a curated record. Gene Ontology annotation, biological process: amino acid transmembrane transport. NCBI's taxonomy places the organism in Eukaryota, Viridiplantae, Streptophyta, Magnoliopsida, Poales, Poaceae.
AGAAGCUCGCUUACCUGGAAACAUAGAACAGCAGCAAUUUUUUAAGCAUCAAGAACAGCAGCAGUGGCAGCGACAACAAUGGCAGUAGCUUCUCUUCAGUGCUACCCUCUACUGAACUCACCGCCGAUAUCCUUUGUGUGUUCUCUCUCCGCAAGAACACCGGUGCAUACAAGGACAGGACAAGCCACGAGGAGCCGGCUGCGCCGAUUCUACUGUUCCCAGUCUACCGAAAGGCGGUCACCGGAAAAUUCACCACCGCAGAUGGAGCGCCUCUUCUCCAAUGUCAACCAGGCAACCAUGAAGCACGAGCCUGGGAGUGUCACUGGGUCCAUCUUGCUUGUGGCUGGCACAACGGUAGGGGCAGGCAUCCUUGCAAUCCCUGCUGUCACACAAGAAGCUGGAUUCUUGGCCUCAGCAGUUACAUGCAUUUUCUGCUGGAUGUAUAUGGUUGUAACAGGGUUGCUAGUUGCUGAAGUAAAUGUCAAUACAAUGUGUGAACUAGGAUCUGGAGGCGUUUCCCUGGUUUCGAUGGCCAAGCGUACUCUAGGGACCUUUGGAGUAAGAACAGCUUGCUUUUCAUAUUUGUUUAUACACUACGCACUUCUUGUCGCGUAUGUGGCACGCUCUUCAGAUAUAAUAACAAACUCACUGGGCAUUCCACUAUGGGAGAGUGCUACCCUGUUUUCACUAGCUUUUGGUGGGUUAUGUUACUUUGGAAGUCAGCGGGUCAUUGGUGCCGUGAAUGGUUUUUUGGUGUUCAGUAUUAUUGCGUCCUUCACAACUCUUGUGGUGGUGGCAAGUGGAAACAUAGAGUGGAGUUCUCUUCUUGAAACAAAUUUUGCUGCUGCUCCCCAAAGUAUACCAAUAAUUGCUCUUUCAUUCGUAUACCAGAAUGUAGUUCCUGUCCUUUGUACAAAUUUGGAGGGAGACCUGUCAAAAGUAAGAAAGGCUAUUGUAUUAGGUACUGCCAUACCCCUUGCUCUGUUUCUCAUAUGGGAUGCUGUCAUCCUGGGGACAAUUCCGGGGCUUGCAGGGAGUGAGACUAUUACUGAUCCACUACAACAACUUAGGUCAAGCAACGGUAUAGUGGGGCCUAUCGUUGAGGCAUUCUCAUUUCUUGCAAUAGGCACAUCAUACAUUGGAUUUGUUCUAGGACUCUCAGACUUCAUAGCAGACUUGCUCAAACUACCAAGUGGGCAGAACAAACCUUUGACAUAUCUUGUAACUUUGCUCCCUCCGCUUGUUCUGUCCCUGCUUGAUCCAGAGAUAUUUUUCAAGGCACUGGACUUUGCAGGAACUUAUGGAGUUCUAGUACUCUUUGGAGUUUUUCCUGCAGCCAUGUCUUGGUCAGAGAGAUACUCAGAUGAACUGGAAGCUCCUAUAUCCCCUAUAGUUCCAGGAGGAAAAGUUACCCUCUCAUUUGUUAUGGGGGGUGCCUUGCUUGUAAUUGUUUCAGAGAUCUUCAAAGACAUACUGCACUUACAAGGACUACAUUGA